Capronia coronata CBS 617.96 is the source of this 1476-nucleotide messenger RNA. Its product is annotated as 26S proteasome regulatory subunit N5. Lineage: Eukaryota; Fungi; Ascomycota; Eurotiomycetes; Chaetothyriales; Herpotrichiellaceae. Gene Ontology annotation, cellular component: proteasome regulatory particle, lid subcomplex; nuclear proteasome complex; cytoplasm. The transcript has 4 exons. The record is from RefSeq and is a predicted model, not a curated record. Bases 1 to 1476 code for a protein of 491 amino acids.
AUGUCGGACGGCACUCUGUUCAAGGCGGAGAAGGACUUCACGAAAGAGGCGGACAAGGUGCUGCCAGAGGCGGAGGCUCUAGCAAAGAAAGAUCUGCAGAAGGCGAUUGACAAGAUCAUCCCUCUCGAAAAACAAGCCAGACAGUCAUCAGAUCUCGCCACGACAUCUCGAUGCUUAGUUACAAUCGUUACAUUAUGUAAAGAGGCUGGAGAUUGGAGUCUACUCAACGAGCAAGUCCAACUGCUAUCCAAGAAACAUGGACAGCUCAAACAAGCGAUUACCAAUAUGGUGCAGGUUGUCAUGGGAUUCCUUGACGACACGCCAAACUUGGAUAUCAAACUCACCGUCAUUGAGGCCUUACGGACGGUGACUGAGGGCAAGAUCUUCGUCGAAGUCGAGCGUGCUAGAAUCACCCGGAUACUGUCCAACAUCAAGAAGGAGCAAGGCGACAUCAAAUCGGCGUGUGACAUCCUCUGCGAACUUCAAGUCGAGACUUUUGGGUCGAUGACGCGGAGAGAAAAGACGGAAUUCAUCCUCGAGCAGGUGGACCUAUGUAUACAAAACGGCGACUGGACACAAGCGAGCAUUCUCAGCCGAAAGAUCAGCACGAGGUAUUUCGCCCGGAAACCCAAGAAGACACCGGAACAGUUGGAGAAGGACAAGAAGGCGCGGGAAGAAAAGGAGAAGACCAGGUCUGCCGACGAGCCUCCGCCGGAGAAGGAAGACGACGUGACCGACCUCAAACUGCGCUUCUACGAACAACAAAUCACGCUGGCGAAACAUGAAGACAAAUACCUCGAAGUCUGCAAACAUUACCGACAGGUCCUGGAUACAGAAUCCGUCGAGAACAACCCCGACCAACUGCGUGCCGUUCUGCAGAGAGUCAUCUAUUUCGUCCUUCUGGCCCCUUACGACAAUGAACAAUCCGAUCUCCUCCACCGGAUUGCACAAGACAGCCGUAACGCCGAAGUGCCGAAAGACGCGGCGCUGCUCAAACAAUUCACCAUCCCCGAAUUGAUGCGCUGGCCUAUGAUCGAGCAACAGUACGGCGAGCACCUCUGCUCGACCGAUAUAUUUUCCAAGACCGCCGACCCGAGCGAUCCUAAAGCGCAGACACGCUACGACGCCCUCCGCCACCGCGUGAUCGAACACAACGUUCGAGUCAUCGCCAAAUACUACACCCGCAUCACCUUCCCCCGUCUCACCGAACUUUUGGACCUGUCUGAAGACGAAACCGAGAAAUAUAUCUCCGACCUGGUGACCAAGAAGACGGUCUACGCACGUAUUGACCGGCCCGCGAGAGUGGUCAGUUUCGAGGUGAAGCGCGGCCCCGAGGAGAUCUUGGAUGAAUGGGGAUCCAGCAUGAGAGGACUCCUGGGGCUCCUGGAGCGCGUCGGCCAUCUCAUGCAACGCGAGGAGAUGAUGGCUCGGAUUCAACCGGCAGCCAAAGAAGAGGGCAAGAAGGUCAAGGCCUGA